AUGUCCGACGUGCAAGACCACCAAACACUGCCAGAUCCCCGGCAGGCUCGUCGUCAGGGUGUGCUCCCACCGCCCGACCAGCAUCGCAUGCCCAUCCAUCGCCACACCCAGGACGAUUUUGCUUAUUCUGAGGACUAUCUUCCGCCUCCUAAUGCGAAUGCGCUCAUGUGCCACCAAAACUAUUCCGUUCCAUCUUUCCCAUCGCACCCACACCCCGACGACCAGCAAGACUCAUACCCGCCCAUGCCUCCUCCCUACGAAGCUACCGAAAUGUUCGACAACUUCAGCAACAUGCAGAUAAGCGACCCUUCCCGAGGACCAGGUCCACAGGCGAGCAACUAUGCGAAUGCCCCAGCGUCCCGGACUGCCUGUAUCACCCGACCAGGGUUUUCGACGCAUGCCUCCUGGCCGUCCUAA
Messenger RNA from Fibroporia radiculosa, 417 nucleotides. RefSeq lists its product as uncharacterized. The record is from RefSeq and is a predicted model, not a curated record. Lineage: Eukaryota; Fungi; Basidiomycota; Agaricomycetes; Polyporales; Fibroporiaceae. The transcript has 3 exons. The coding region runs from base 1 to 417 and encodes 138 amino acids.